Molecule: messenger RNA, 945 nt
Organism: Phacochoerus africanus (Common warthog)
Lineage: Eukaryota; Metazoa; Chordata; Mammalia; Artiodactyla; Suidae
Product: olfactory receptor 52B4-like
Exons: 1
Coding region: 1-945 (314 amino acids)
Biological process (GO): G protein-coupled receptor signaling pathway
Cellular component (GO): membrane
Molecular function (GO): G protein-coupled receptor activity; olfactory receptor activity
Source: RefSeq, a predicted model, not a curated record
AUGCUUUCCUUUAACCACACCGGGGUCAGCCACACCGUCUUCUACUUGCUGGGCAUCCCCGGCCUCGAGGACCAGCACCUGUGGAUUUCCAUCCCCUUCUUCAUUUCCUACGCCACCGCCCUGCUUGGGAACAGCCUGCUCAUCUCCAUCAUCCUCACGAGGCGCAGCCUGCAUGAACCCAUGUUCCUGUUCCUGGGCAUGCUGGCCGGGGCCGACCUGGUCCUGUCCACCUGCACAGUGCCUCAGGCCCUGGCCAUCUUCUGGUUCCGUGCUGGGGAGAUCUCCCUGGAUCGCUGCAUCACUCAGCUCUUCUUCAUCCAUUCCACCUUCAUCUCUGAGUCAGGCAUCCUGCUGGUGAUGGCGUUUGACCGCUACGUUGCCAUAUGCCACCCUCUGAGAUACACCACUAUUCUGACACACACGCUGAUUGGGAAGAUUGGAGUAACUAUCUUUCUGAGAAGUUAUUGUACCCUUUUCCCCAUCAUAUUUCUUUUGAAAAGACUAACUUUUUGCAGAAAUAACGUUCUUCCACACACUGGUUGUGAGCACAUUGGCUUGGCCAAAUUUUCCUGUGAUGACAUUCGAGUGAACAUCUGGUAUGGGUUUUUUGUCCUAAUGUCAACAGUGGUCUUAGAUGUUGUGCUCAUUUUCACUUCAUAUGUGCUGAUUCUCCGUGCUGUCCUCCGCAUCCCUUCCCAAGAUGCUCGUCACAAAGCUCUCAACACAUGCGGCUCCCACGUCUGUGUCAUCAUCCUCUUUUAUGGGCCCGGGAUCUUCUCAGUCCUCACUCAGCGGUUUGGGCACCACAUCCCACCCCAUAUCCACAUCUUACUAGCCAAUGUCUGCAUUGUGGCUCCUCCUGUGCUGAAUCCCAUCAUUUACGGGAUCAAAACCAAACAGAUCCGGGACCAGGUGACCCAUCUCUUGUUUCCAAAAAAGAUAUGA